AUUUAUUUGUUGAAACGACGACAAACGUCAAAACUUUUUACAAGUUUCUAAUCAGUAAAUCUGUCGCGUUAAUUCUCCAUUUAGUUCAAUUCACAAUUAAUUCUAAUUCACCGGAGUCGUAUUAUAGCUUGAAAAUGGUCGUCGAAGAUGUAGAAAUGACGAACGCGUACGACGCGAACGAUUCCGGCGACGUUGAAAUGUCCUCAGCCGACUCAAAAACCAAACGUAAGUCGAAAAAAUCUGAUAACUCGGUUGUCGAACCAUUAUGCACGAUACGAAUACUAAGAAUAGUCAAAGACGUACAACAGCAGCACGGUCUUCGACACAGCGACUACCAGCGAUACAGAGGAUACUGUUCCAGGCGUAUCAGACGUUUACGUAAAGCACUCAGUUUACCUCCCAGCGACCGUCAUAAUUUCAAGAAGAAAACUUUCAUCGACGAGGGACACCUGAACGAUAAAACCAUUACGAUACCUUUGAUGUUAGCCGAACGUGCUUGGAGUUACGCUAUGCAACUUCGACUCGAAGCGAACACCGAACCGAGGAAAAAAUUCCAUCUAAUUUCACGUCUACGUAAAGCCACCACGUACGCUCUACAGCUGCAGCAGCUUUGUGAUUCGCCUAAAUUCGACAGCAGAACCAAGCUGGAAGCUGAAGGGUACGUGGCGUGGAUUCACGGUACGUUGCACUUCGAACUACAGCUGUGGAAAUCGGCCAUCGAGUACUUUAAAAAAGCUCAAUUAAUAUACGAAAAAUUAGCGUCAGCUUUGAACGAAGAAGACGCCACGUUGUAUAGACAGAAAAGCGAAGAAAUCACACCUAGUUUACGUUAUUGCGCUUACAAUCUCGGUGAAGCGACCGCCGCCGAGUUACUCCAAUUACGUAGUCAAGCUCACGGCGAAUUGCUAAAGAAUUUAGAUAUCCUGGUCGAUCAAACGGUCAAAUACAACACUGACGCGAUGAACGAGGUCAAAUGGCGUAAUCGUUCAUUCCCAGUGAAAUCGGAAAAAGUUAGAGCUUUCUUGAUGGCCGAUCGAGAUCUCGAGAAAUCGUUCGUCAACGCUUCCAUCGUCGAUAACCUGAAUCUAAUCGAACAACACUUGAUGGACUGCAAAGACGCCAUUACCGUAGUCAAAGACGAAUGCAAAGCCGAUCCCGGAGUGAAAUCCGCCGACGGACUUUCAUCCACGCAGCUCCUCUUACACUAUCUAUCUUACAUCAGGCUGAACCGCACCAUCAAACGAAACCAUUUACUAAUCGAAGUAGCUCGAAAAGACGCCGAAUCUAGUUGGACCGCCGAAGAAUCCAAGAAACUCGAAAACAGCUCGAUUCAACGUACAAAAUACCAAGACCGUACCCGUCUCUACGAAAUAAUCAUACAGAACCUGAUGGAAAUGGAACAACUACCGAUUUGCGAAUACGAUACCGAUUUCGCCUUCGAAAUACAAUCGAAAAUCAAAGCAUAUCAGGCGCUCCGCUGUUACUCCAUAGGAGAAAACCUAUCCACCGUUGGCCGAUGGGGUGACACGGUUAAACUCUACGAAAGAUCCGUUCAACUCGCCACCACAGCUCUGAAAUGCAACUCCAUCGAAACUGCCGUCGCCGAUGAACUUAAUCGUUUGAUCGAAGCCGUCGAAUCGAACCGAAUGAUCGUCCAAGCUAAAAGUAUGUUCGCACCGGAAUCCAGCGAGAAAAAAGAUCCCAAGAAACCGCCCCUGAUCGAUAGACUAGACGAGUACUUCGAAGAUCCAAGCCUGGUCACCAAGCAACCUAAUCUCGUAACCGUUCCACCCUCCAUGAUUCCGACUCCCUGUAAACCGCUGUUUUUCGACUUGGCUCUCGAUAUGGUCAAAUUCCCAUCGCUUAACGAAAAGAUCUCCGGUAGAAAAGGCAACGCUGCUAAUCCAGCCGGUAUUAAAGGAUUUGUCAAAGGAUUAUGGGGAUGGAAUAAUCCAAAGUGAGCCAAUACGGCGGCGCUUUUCUACCGCUGUUUUAUUACGUAUUUAUUAUUUUUUUUUACAUAGGUAAUUUGUACGCGGAGUUUUUCUACAUAAGGGUUUUUCUCUCUCUUUUAACGAACGUUUGUAAAUAUUGUUAUUUUUUGCAAAAAUAUACACGUUUGUAAAGCGUUUCAUUCGUUUA
Planococcus citri (citrus mealybug) is the source of this 2142-nucleotide messenger RNA. RefSeq names its product signal recognition particle 68 (gene Srp68). Bases 135 to 1961 code for a protein of 608 amino acids. Gene Ontology annotation, biological process: SRP-dependent cotranslational protein targeting to membrane. Lineage: Eukaryota; Metazoa; Arthropoda; Insecta; Hemiptera; Pseudococcidae. Gene Ontology annotation, molecular function: 7S RNA binding; endoplasmic reticulum signal sequence receptor activity; signal recognition particle binding. The record is from RefSeq and is a predicted model, not a curated record. Gene Ontology annotation, cellular component: signal recognition particle, endoplasmic reticulum targeting. The transcript has a single exon.